CAGAACCAGCAGCAGGAGGAGCAGCAGCAGCAAUUGCACCCUCCCAUACCGCCUGUCGAAGACCACUGGCUGCCCGAGAUGCUCAAGGACAAGUCUGUCAACGACCUUCAAGACAUCCUCAACAGUCAGAGCUUCCAAGCUGCCCUCUUGAGUAGUCCCCAUACAACGCAUCCAUCCAUCCCUCUCGCCGAACAACACCUCCCUCCCUUGCUCCAAGCCAAUCUCGCCGCCGCCUCGAAGCUGUUGGACACCGAAUCCCGCCUCUCCGACUUACGCGAGCGCACGCAAUCCCGUCUUCUAGCUCUCCGUGCAAUGGAACAACAGCAUCGCAGCAAGAUCUCAGAAACGGAAGCUGCGUUGAGGGACUUUAGUCCUCAGGCGCUAUAUCAGCGAUUGAAUGCCAGUGUGCAAGAACAAGAGCUGUUGUUAAGGGGCUUGGAGGAGAGUUGGCUCGAAGAGGAUGGUGUGGCUAGUGAGCGGGAAGUGACCGAGUUUGUCAAGAGGACGAAAGAUGCGAGGAAAGUGGCCUUCUUGAGGAGGGAGAGGAAGUCGAGGUGGGAUGAUGGACGGGUUGGCGGGUGGAGGUGAUACCAUUCCUGACUGCGAUCGAUCCAUCUAUUUUUUUUCCAGCUGGACCUUCGCUAUCUGUGCGUAGUAACAGCGCGGCUAGCACAUCCUCUCAGGUUGACAGAACCUGCCCUCUACCACCUUGGCCAGGCGUGUAUAAGGAUGGCCCUCCUUGAUGUAUCUGAGAUCUUUCGCGACAGGACUACCUGAAGUGCUUCCUCAUUUGUCUGAAUCAUCAGAAAGACAUGCUCGAAUCGCCAUCACCUCUGUCACUUCAGACAGAUGCGUGAACUGGACCUUCUGGGAGAAAAUCGCAAUCUCGCUUUCUCAUCCGAUCCCUACGUUCAAGGCUCGCCUGCUCGAGCAAGCUUGAAUUUUAUGCUCUAAGCGAACGCAACAUCGAGACGGCUUGGAGUAUCUGUCGCGCCGUCUCAGCUCGAAAGUGAUGGUUGCAGCGUGAUACCAUACGAUAAUAAAGCGUUAGCCUAUGCUUCGCAUAUAAUACUGGUCAUUGGUUGCUUGUGUGACAGCCUGGCAUUGAUGCCGCCGGACACAAGGCUGCAACAUCAAUAUCUUCAACAUAAACAGCAAGCUAGCUACCUUUUCACAGUAUUACGAUCUGGCUACUCUCCUCUGCGGCGCCAUCCGACUCAGAUACACACAAGGCAGUACCCAGCAUAGUCUUCGCCGCAGUUUAUGGACCCUCUUUGGGCUAUCUCAUCGUCGCUAGUCCUGUUCGUUCCGAACCAUUUUCAUAGCUGGUCAACGGAUGGACAGCCUGACGGACCGACUCAUGGAUAGCACAGUAUACCAAUAUCGACCCUUCGUAACCACGCCGUCAGUAAUAUGACGCAGCAAGCAGACAUACAUGAUCCAUGGACGAGAGCUGAAGGGUUCGUGGUGCCGUGGUGGUCUUGCAUGCCACGGUCCCAAUUCGGCCCACUAAUCGGCCCCACACGAGAAGAAAAAAAAAGCAAGCAACAAGUCUCUAUUCAGCUCCCGGUUCAGCUAGCUUGCUAGUUUACCAAACUAUCAUAU
Sphaerulina musiva SO2202 is the source of this 1605-nucleotide messenger RNA. RefSeq lists its product as uncharacterized. The record is from RefSeq and is a predicted model, not a curated record. Gene Ontology annotation, biological process: protein targeting to membrane; protein targeting to vacuole; ubiquitin-dependent protein catabolic process via the multivesicular body sorting pathway. Gene Ontology annotation, cellular component: ESCRT I complex. Lineage: Eukaryota; Fungi; Ascomycota; Dothideomycetes; Mycosphaerellales; Mycosphaerellaceae. Bases 79 to 588 code for a protein of 169 amino acids. The transcript is spliced from 2 exons.